AAUCGCCCCGCCGCCAUGGAGGCCGUGCGCGCGUCGGCGGCGUGGGUCGCCAGCCGCUCCUCCCACGUCAAGGUCGACAUGUUAGAGAUUGAGAAGGCCGUGGACAAAAUCCAGGGAAAUGUUCCAAAAAUUGAGUGGGAUUUCGAAGGAAUUCAUUACUUCGACAAUGGGCCGCUCACCGUGCAGUACCUCUUUGUCUUGGAUGCACUCAACUUCUGCUUCUGGCCAGACAAGGACUUGACCUAUGACAAUUUGGCUUCUGGGCUUAAGUUAGCCUUAGAGAAAGAUAAGACAGCACUUGAUGCAGAUCGUCUCAAGAACUACACUGGGCCCCAACUUCGAGAACUGCUGAACUGGCCGCGCCCACUGCCAAUUGAGGAGGAAAGAGUCCGCCUUCUUCAUGAGGUUGGUCUGGAGCUUGAAAAAAGCUUUGGAGGCUCCGCCGCUAAUCUUGUGAAGUCUGCUGGAAACUCUGCUGCAUCUCUAAUUGAACUGAUUACCCGUCAUUUUCCAGGCUUCCGGGAUCACUCACUUUACAAGGGACACCAGGUUUUCCUGUACAAGCGAGCCCAGAUAUUUGUUGCUGAUUUGUGGGGUGCUUUCAAGGGACAAAACUAUGGAGAGUUCCACGACAUCAACUCCAUCACCAUAUUUGCCGACUACAUCGUUCCUGCAGUGCUGAGGGAGCUUGGCAUACUGAAAUACGAAUCGAAUCUAUGCUGCUCGAUUGAUUCGAAUAGGGAGGUAGUGUCUGGAAGCGAAGAGGAGGUGGAGAUCCGUGCUUGUUCCGUUCAUGCCGUUGAAAAAAUGAGGGAGCUCAUCAACAAAAAGUUUGGGAAGCAGCUUCUGAGCAUUGACCUUGAUCUCUGGCUCUGGUCGGUUGGCGUUCAGAACAUGGCGCUGUCUCAUCACCGCACCCUCUCCAUUUACUACUGAGGCCAGCAGCAGCUGCUCCCUCUCUGUGGCCGAAGACUGGCCGCGUCUUGUUGCUCCUCUACUUUUUUUUUGUCCUUCUCUGGAGAGUGCACAGAAGUGUAAGCUGUUGCUAUCGUAGUCCUAGUCCGUAGGGUCAUUGACAUUGUGAUAGGCAUGGUGUGACUGUAACAAGCUGGGACUGGAUAGGUCAAUUUGUAAGGUGAAUUGUAGCCCUGGAGUGCAUGUUUCUCGUGAUCUAAUUGG
Messenger RNA from Lolium rigidum, 1179 nucleotides. Its product is annotated as queuosine salvage protein-like. The coding region runs from base 16 to 936 and encodes 306 amino acids. The record is from RefSeq and is a predicted model, not a curated record. NCBI's taxonomy places the organism in Eukaryota, Viridiplantae, Streptophyta, Magnoliopsida, Poales, Poaceae. The transcript is spliced from 7 exons.